AACAACUCCAUAUUGCUGGGACAGUGGCCUUUGGAUGCAAGGACUUUACUGAGUGAGAGGGACUUUGAAGCUGUGCACCUGUGUCGAUGAACACCCCCCAGAUGAAAAACUGCAGCUGAAAAGGAUGAAAGCAGUAAAGGCACAUAUUAAAGCAGCAACAAGAGAAACAAACCCAGAGAGUUGAAGGAUGAUGCAGAGGGGUGAAGUUAUUAGGAGCUACCCUGAAGCUGCACUUGGAUUGACUGUGGGGCACCAGUCAGAGCCAACACGCCUUGAGAAAACAGAAGGUUUUACUGCAAGUGAAGACUAUGGUACAGACCUCUUUGAAAACAAGCUCAGUGUGGAGGAUUUUGUGAAGAUACAACAGGUCUUUGAGUCCCAAGAUCCGAGUCAAACCAUUUGUAUGCCCAGAGAAGAAUUUGUACAGAAGAUGGCAGAAACUGUGGGUUGGGGCACAAAGGAAGAGUAUGGAGAACUCUUUGACAAAGUGGAUGUGGCCCGGGAUGGCUUCAUUGACUGGGACAAGCUGACUUCAUUUAUACUGUUAUUGCUUUAUGAGAGAGAUGAACGAGCAAAGGCAACAGUCGUUCCCCAAUGGAAGGACCUUGAAUUCCUCCCAGGAAAACACAAGGACACCAUUCAGAAAGUAGUUUUCUUAAAAAGUUCAAGUCGUUACUUAACUGUUAGCAAGGAAGGAUUACUAGGAAUCUGGGGAGAAAACUUAAAGUUGCAAGAAUCACUUCCUAUCACUUCAGAUGCCAUCAAACUCAAACACCUGUGGGUGACAAGUUUGGUUUCCCUGGAAAAUGUUAACAAGAUAGCAGUGGCUUUUACAAGCAGAGAGAUUUGUUUUUAUGAUCUACUGUCCAAAGAAGAAUUUCCUUGUCAAUACAAACUCCAAGGUCUGCAAGGAGCUCCCAUCUGCAUGGAUUAUUGGUAUGAUCCUAUUGAUCCCAAAGACUCAAUCCUUUCUUUUGGAGAUAUAACUGGAAAGGUUCAAGCAGUUGCUUUCACAGCAGCCAUGAUUUCCCUUUUUGAGCGUCCUGCUAAUGCAUGUGAUAAUGAAGAAGCCACCAUGACCAUUGACUGGGCAGAGCUGGUCUCUGGAUGUCACAAAUGUUGUCAUGUAUUGCAGCACACACUUCAUCAUGGAGACUGGGUCCGGCAAGUUACUUACAAUGCUUCUUUAGAUGCAUUCAUUUCCAGUACAAUGAGUGGUAUAAAUACUGUGGUGUUGGCAUGGAGAGAGAAGUCAAAAAAACUCCUUAAAAUGACAUCUUUCAACAUUGCCCAGGGCAUUCACGCUUUUGAUUACCACUCUCGGCUCAAUUUAAUUGCAACGGCUGGCAUAAACAAUAAAGUUUGCCUUUGGAAUCCCUAUGUCCUGUCUAAACCAGUUGGUGUUCUAUGGGGUCAUUCAGCCAGUGUCAUAGCAGUUCAAUUCUUUGCUGAGAGAAAACAACUUUUCAGCUUCUCCAGGGAUAAAGUUUUGAGACUCUGGGAUAUUCAGCAUCAACUGUCCAUUCAAAGGAUAACCUGUUCUUUCCCCAAAAGUCAGGACUUCAGGUGUCUUUUCCAAUUUGAUGAAACCCAUGGACGACUUUUUAUUUCCUUCAAUAAUCAGCUUGCUUUAUUGGCCAUAAAAAAUGAAGCCAGCAAAAGGGUGAAGAGCCAUCUAAAAGCAGUCAGUUGUGUUCUUUACAAUUCCCUCCUGAAACAGGUAAUCAGCUCUGAUGUGGGUUCUACUGUGUCCUUCUGGAUGAUAGAAACUGGGCAGAAAAUCAAACAGUUUGCUGGUUGUCAUGGCAAUGCAGAGAUCAGCACCAUGGCCUUGGAUGCAAAUAAGACACGGCUUUUGACUGGCAGUACAGAUGGAACUGUAAAGGUAUGGGACUUCAACGGAUAUUGUCACUAUACUCUUAAUGUUGGGCAAGAUGGAGUUGUGGACAUUUCACAGAUCCUGGUACUUAAGAAGACCAUCCUGGUUGUAGGCUGGGAGAGAGCACUUAUUGUAUUUCGACCUCAGAACUUUAAUCAGUUUUUCAUCCAGUCUGAAGAGUGGAAAGGGGGUGUCCAUCACCAAGAUGACAUCUUGUGUGCUGCAUUUUCACCCCCACAAACUCUUGUUACAGGGAGCUAUGAUGGAGAAAUUGUUCUGUGGAAUAACAACACAGAAAAUGCUCACCAUGCGCUUCACCCUGGCUACCAGAGACAGCUAACAUCCAUGGUAGAUGUAGAAGCCCAAAAGCUCAAUUCCAGGAGAAGCUGUGAAAGUCAUGGUGUGGCAGACCAGGCCACCCAGGCUGCCCGAAAUGUAAAGAUUGACACAGAAGGUAAUAAUGCUGUUAUGAGGCUUUGCUUCCUUGAAGCAAGGAAAACCAAAGCAGCCACAGGAGGGGCUAACCUGGUGUCAUGUGGAGCAUCUGGUUAUGUCAGGUUUUGGGAUACAUUUAAGAAAGUACUUCUGGCUGAAUUUUUGGCUCAUGCUGGUGUUGGAUCCAUCAUUAUGUCUACUGAUAAACUGAAUCAAUACCUUGCCACUGGAGAUUCUGAUGGAUGGUUGAAAAUCUGGAACAUAGAGGAGUAUUGUACUAAUUCCACUGAGAGCAAAAUCACCCAGCCUCCACCUUUGCUCAGAUCAUCUCAACCUCAUGAGGACCGGAUAAGUUCCUUGGAGAUGUGUGAGUCCUGUGGUCGUCUGCUCAUCAUCUCCUCCUCUGCAGACUGCAGUGUCUGUGUGACUGGACUUUCCAGUGCUCCUGCCUUGAUCUUUGGUCAGGCAAGCCACUGGAAUAUUGAAAACCACUUUUCUCUUCCUGAACGGGAUACUAAUUUAAUAGAAAGUAAGAAUCAAGAGGAAAGAAUGAAAGUAAACCCUUUAUUUUCUAAAGAGGAGUUGUGCUUAGACUCAACAGAACAUUCUCUACUUACUGAGGAAGAUGAAGACAACUCGACACACCUAUCAACAGAAGAAAUGAAUUUCAGUCUGAAAUAUAAGAGGAGAAAUAGCCUUAAGAAAAAAGCAUAUAAACCUUGCUAUGGUGAAAUUAUACAAACAUCAACCAGCACGUUUGGGUCCUUAUGCCUUAGAACCCUGAAAGAGCUGCCUGAAGUGAAGAAACCUGCAUUUCUUCUAGACCCAGACAAAUACUUUAAGGAAGGGCCGGAAGAGGAUGUAUCCCAAAUUCCAGAGCUUCCUCUGCUCUCUGAAACUUUGAAAGCUGUAUUUGAUGAGAAAAGCCUAUUCCCCAAAGAACUUCUCUAUCGUGAAAGACAAGACAAGUCCCUGUGUCAAGAAACAAAUGGUGAAAUGAAGAUAAAGCAAAACAAGAAGCAAUUGUGAUAAAAUAACAAACACACUACUGUUACAGAGCACUCUAAAGGAUGCUGAGAAGAAACUAGGACCACACUUCUGUUACUUUAAGUGUGAACUUCAAGAAACAUUGUCUUCAGACUGCGUGUUUGUUCCGAGUUCAUUCAUACUUCCCAGUCUUGUUUAAUCCAAGAAGGAACAUAAAAAAGAUUGGUCUAAAGAAGAGUGAUGUCAAUUGGUAUAGUCUAUUUCAGAAGAAAGUAAUUACCUAGUUGUCCUUAUAAUUGUCCCUGUAGUCAAACACUUAUAAUUUUUAAUAAAAUCUUUAUUUAAGCAUGUAAAGGACUAACCAAUUGAUAAAAUUUCAUUUAAAAUUAUCUAUUUCUGCGCUCCUUUCCUUUAAAAUUUGGUUUUCCACAACAAUUCUGAUACUGAUAAUUAGAUAUUGAUUACAGCACAAUAUCUUAUUCUUUUUAAGAAUACAUUUAUUUUAGCUGUACAAAUUUAUGGUGUAUAAUGUUAAAUUUUGGUAUACACAUUAAAAUGUGUAUUAAUUGGGAUUAUGAACAUUUACAAACCAUUAAACAUUCUCAUGUAUUUUUAAUUAACAUGUGAUCAUUGCACAAAUUGAUAUGUAUGUAGUGGGGUUAAUAUUUCAACACAUAUAUCUAAUAUGUAGUAGUUAAGCCAGAAUAAUUGCUAUUUCCUAGUAAUUAUUUUAGAGUUAUGCUCAUUAUUUUUAUGCAAACUUUUCUUUAUGUACAUCAUCUUCCAAGAAACCAAUAUUAUUGAGUUGUUUUUUGUUAUGUCCUUCAUUAAGAAUUAAUUAUGUCAUUUCUAUGGGUUCAGUUUAUUUGUAUAUGCUUAUAUUUUAAAGAGGCCUUUAAAAAUAGUUGGACUUUAAAACACUUGCAAUAACACUUUAGUAAAUUACUAAUAUGUAGUGGAUGAUUUGAUUCACAACAAAAGCAUUCAAUCUAUUUAAAUGUCAUAUGCAUUCAUUUAAAAUUUGUCUAUUUUAAUAAUGAAAUGUGACAUAUUGUUCCAAUAUGAGAUUGUCUAGUAAUAAAAUAUCGGUGUUGGGAUUACA
Messenger RNA from Mus musculus (house mouse), 4403 nucleotides. RefSeq names its product WD repeat domain 49 (gene Wdr49). The record is from RefSeq and is a predicted model, not a curated record. Lineage: Eukaryota; Metazoa; Chordata; Mammalia; Rodentia; Muridae. The transcript has 19 exons. Bases 188 to 3343 code for a protein of 1051 amino acids.